CGAUGAACAAACAACAGCAAAGCAAAGCUGCUUGUGAAGCCAUGCCUAAAAGAGAGGGGUUCUGUGAUGUGGAGUUAAGUAUAGUAGUUAUCGGAAGCAGUGGACCAUCUCAGUUUCUUCUCACCAACUUCAUUUUGGGAAGGGAGGCAUUUUCAAAGGAAGUCUACAGCAUUGCAGCCAGCCAGAAAAGCCUGGGAGAGUUGGCGGGGAGAAGGGUUGCAGUAGUCAACGGACCGAACCUGUACAACGAUGACCUGUCCAAGUCCAAAAUGAGGAAAGAGCUGAGAAGAGCAAUGUGUUUGUCCUCUCCCGGACCUCAUGCUGUCCUCAUGGCUUUUGACCUGGAGAAAAUCUCCCCUAAUGACAUUAAGGCUCCCAAGUUGGUAAUGAAGAAAUUCGGAGAGACUGUUUUAAACUACACCAUGAUCCUCCUGCUUUACGACGGGCAUUUGAGAGGCAGAGCGCUCAACGACAGGGUCAUGAGAACCGACUGGCAUCUGAGGGAGCUUGUGGAGCAGUGCAGCUGCCGGUAUCACAUCUUCAGUAAGCACUGGAAGAACAGAGACGGGAGCAACGAGCUGUUGCAUAAGAUUGAGCGGAUUCUGAGAGCCGUGGACGGCCACCGCUACAUUAACAGAUCUUAUCAGAGGGCGGAGGAGAGCGUCAGGAACGAGGCGAGGAAGCUGCAGAAGAAGAGACAGGCAGAGAUUGAGUGGACACGGCGGGAACUGGAGGUGCAGUUUCAGGGAGACGAGCUGCACUGGCAGAUGGACGUCUAUAAUGCGAGCGUGGGAGCAGAGAUCCGGGCUGAGGCAGAGCUGGAGAACCGUUGGCUCAGGACUUCACUGACUGUGGGGCUGGGGGUGGGGUUUGGAGCAGGAGCUAUCAUGGGAAUGAUAGUGGGGUCUGUAGAAGGGCCAGCAGGAAUGGCAGUAGGAGGGGCUGUGGGAGGAGUUGUGGGCGGGACAUCGGGUGCUGCUAUUCAGGUAGCCAUCAAACAUCUGGAUGAAAGAGUGGGGCCGCAUGCAAGCAAUUUUAAUUCGGCUUUUGUUAGUCGCUUCUUUAGGGAACCUCGGGUCUGAGUGUGGAAAACAAGUAUUUUUAAGGUGAUGUAUUAUUUGUAAAUGAAUGGAACAUUGACGUUUUUCCAUUUGUCAGCGAAACCCAAAUACAUAAAGGUUAACUCAAUGGUAGCCUAAUAUGUGGGCUGUUCUGAAUUUCGAUCACAGCACAAAACCUUGUCAUGAUCUCUGUAUGUUAAGCUGGAAUAACAAAUAUUUUAAAAACAAAAACUUCACGCAUUUUAAGCAAAUAUUCUUACAAAAAAAUUCUACA
This is a messenger RNA of Triplophysa dalaica, 1335 nucleotides long. Its product is annotated as GTPase IMAP family member 5. Gene Ontology annotation, molecular function: GTP binding. The record is from RefSeq and is a predicted model, not a curated record. Lineage: Eukaryota; Metazoa; Chordata; Actinopteri; Cypriniformes; Nemacheilidae. The transcript is spliced from 2 exons. The coding region runs from base 3 to 1082 and encodes 359 amino acids.